Danio rerio (zebrafish) is the source of this 2163-nucleotide messenger RNA. RefSeq names its product F-box protein 40, tandem duplicate 1 (gene fbxo40.1). The record is from RefSeq and is marked provisional. NCBI's taxonomy places the organism in Eukaryota, Metazoa, Chordata, Actinopteri, Cypriniformes, Danionidae. Gene Ontology annotation, molecular function: zinc ion binding; ubiquitin protein ligase activity.
CACUGAGGAGCUCGCAGUAAAAACAUGGGCAGACAAAAAACCCAAACGUCAAAGCUUCACCGACACUGCGAAAGCUGCCACAGCCGGCGCUGCAAGACACCGAUUGAGAUCUCAGUGUCCUGUGCGAUUAUUAGCUGCCGUUUACUAUGUGGCGCUGUAUUUCACCUAUGCAAGGAAGAAGAACACAUGUUUUUGUGCCCCAAUGAAAGGGUGCCCUGUUUCAAUGUUGAAUACGGCUGCCCGUUCACCAUGUGCCGCUCCAACCUGGCCAAGCAUUUGGUGGUGUGUCCCGCCAGCAUCGUCUCCUGCUCCAUGGAGUGGAACAGAUGGCCAGUUGAAGAGUCUGAGACUCCUGAGCUCUACGAGAACAUUUUAAAGGAGAACUACACUCAGGAACCUCUGGAUCUCUCCAUGGCUUUGAGGGACCAGCAUCACCUCUUUCAUUCUCUCAAAAUGAAGACUCUCUUUCCUGAACUUAUCGAAAAGGUGGCUGAGGAGCCUUUGGUUGCCGAGCUGGAGGGGGCUGUAGGAGGGAUACCAUUACAGAAUGGAGUCGAUGAAGCAUGUGCAUCUUCAAGCUUGGAAAUGGAGGAAGGAGGACUGACUCAGGAGGAACGGGAAGAGUUGGCCAGGAAUCCCAAUGUGGUGGAUCUCGAAAGUUAUAAUAUCUGGGAAAAGAUGUUCAGCAUGGAAUUGAGUGGUUGCAAGCAUACAAUUAAAUCUUUGGGGCAGACUCCCGAAACGUCUAAAGGUGGUGAGAUAAAGCCUCAAGUCAAUCCGAGAGGGUUGGAAGUCUUACAGGAAGAGCCAGAACAAAAUAUCAAUCCUACCGAUGUUCCUCAAUACAACGCUUAUGAAACGGAUGAUGAGAAAUUCCUAAUCGCUUCGUCCCUGUUUGCGUGUGACACGAGACCCAAGAAGUUCAUUUAUAAACAUUUGGUGCCAAUGAAGAUUAAAACGGUCCGCACUUUCAAAGUCCCCACCAGCUUUAAAGCCAGACAAAGUCGCAUUCGAAAUCCCUCGCAUAACAAGAAGGUGAGCGUAAGCCUGGACACAUCCGAUCUGGGAGUCGAAAUGGAUGACAUGCCAAAAUGGGACGAAGUUCAAGCGACUCUCUUGUGCUCUCUGGAGAAGGAAUUACGGGGUCACCUUAUAGCCAAAUCAGGAUCCACAGACGCCCUGAUAAUGGACACAGGAACUCAGACGUAUGAUUUCUACACGGCACCCUUCAAAGCAGAGGCGUCGCUGGCUGAUAUCACUGCUGACCGGCCGUUAAAACUUCACGUCCACAUUCAGGCGGAAAGUGCCACCAGAAGACACAACAAAUCCAGCUCUGCGUUCACAUACCUGUGCAACCACAUCUUCAGACGGGACGAGUUUCCUUCUCACUACAAAAACACCCAUGCUGACAUCCAGAGCUGCAUCAGUGGAUGGUUUGAACAGCGAUGUCCUCUUUCUUACCUUGGCUGCACUUUCAUUCAGAGGCGGUUUCAGCCCAGCUCUUAUAAAGCGAAGGUUUUCUACGACAAAGAGCUCAGCACAUUCUGUCUCCGACCAGAGGUUUCAGACACUCUGUAUGAAGGUGUACAAACUGUGACUGUGGAAAGGAAGCGAGCACGCAAUACAGAUGCUCUGAGCAGGUUACCUUUUGAGGUUCUGGUUCACAUGGCUGGGUUUCUGGACAGCUUCACCCUGUCCCAGCUGGCUCUGGUGUCUCGUCUCAUGAGGGAGGUUUGUAGCAGUCUUCUUCAUGACAGAGGGAUGGUCUCACUCAAGUGGGAGAAGAAGGUCUACUCUCAUGGUGGAUGGUGCUGGAGAGCCAAAAAGAGGGUUUGGCAGUUCAGUAACCUGUUCUCCACUGUGGAGAGCUGGAGAUUUGACAAAGUGGCUCCGAUUUCUGAGCAUCUAAAGGUUUGUCCAUACUACCAGAAGGAGAGCAAGACAGAACCUGUGCCUUUAACUGGUGUUCAAGAGUGCCUUGAGAAGAGAGCAAACAGGAACCAAAGUCUAGUCUCCAUGUUCAUCCAAAAUAAGUAGCAUUUGUAUUUUUACAAUUAUCAGUUGAUCCUAUAUUGUGACAGAAAUUUAUUUAUAUUUACCUUCUUUAAAGAUAUUCUGUGCUAUUUUAGAAUAAAUACAAUAAAAAAAUACAGUUUAAGCUUU